Messenger RNA from Oncorhynchus tshawytscha (Chinook salmon), 2940 nucleotides. Its product is annotated as dnaJ homolog subfamily B member 6. Gene Ontology annotation, molecular function: ATPase activator activity; Hsp70 protein binding. Gene Ontology annotation, cellular component: cytosol; endoplasmic reticulum membrane. NCBI's taxonomy places the organism in Eukaryota, Metazoa, Chordata, Actinopteri, Salmoniformes, Salmonidae. The coding region runs from base 298 to 999 and encodes 233 amino acids. The record is from RefSeq and is a predicted model, not a curated record. Gene Ontology annotation, biological process: positive regulation of proteasomal ubiquitin-dependent protein catabolic process; protein refolding. The transcript is spliced from 9 exons.
UCAUAUAGGCAUACGGAUGUUUUACAGUCAGAGUUCACGAGACUAUCAAUGUGUGUAUGAGAACGGAAAAAGCGCGUAGGAGUUGUUCAGUUCAAACGCGGAUGAGGUAGCCCAAGCACAAGCAUAAUUUCCGUACACGCACAGUUUACAACCAUAGAGGGUUCACUAAAACAUAGCCCAGUGGAUUGGGAGUCACAUAGGUCAGUAAACGAAGACACGGGCACAUUUCCUCGGCUGGGGUGGAAGAGCGACGGCUAAAGACUGCUGACCUAGAAGGAGCCACAGAGAGAAACAGCCAUGACAGAAUAUUACCAGAUCUUAGGGGUCCAGAGAAACACGUCGGCGGAGGACAUUAAAAAAGCGUACAGAAAGCUAGCACUCAAGUGGCAUCCAGACAAGAACCCUGACAACAAGGAGGACGCAGAGAGAAAGUUCAAAGAGCUUUCAGAAGCCUAUGAGGUCCUGUCAGACGCAAACAAGAGGAACCUGUAUGACCAAUAUGGUAAAGAAGGCCUAACAGGAAGCGGAGGGCGAGGAGGAGGGCAUUAUCACAACGCAGAUCACUUCGGUGGUGGGUUCACAUUCCGUAAUCCAGAGGACGUCUUCAGGGAAUUCUUCGGGGGACGAGAUCCAUUUGCAGAUUUCUUCGUGGACGAUGACUUCUUCGGCGGGGGUCAAAGGCAGCGAGGGGUGAGCCGGAGCAGGACCGGGGGACCCUUCUUCCACGGUUUCGGGGGCUUCCCCCCCUUCGGGGCAGGCUUUCCAGUGUUUGAUUCAGGUGGGCCUCCCCUGCAGCACGGUUUCACUUCGCUGGGGCAUAUGGGUGGAGGGGGCUUUGCCACGUUCUCCUCUUCAUCUUUUGGGGGUAGCGGAGGAGGAGGAGGGGGGAUGGGCAACAUGCGCUCAGUAUCCACCUCCACCAAGUUCAUCAACGGCAGAAGAAUCACCACAAAGCGGUACAGCACAGCUAGAUUGUGGAGAAUGGCCAGGAGAGGGUAGAGGUGGAGGAGGACGGUCAGUUGAAGUCUCUAACCGUCAACGCAUGAUUGCCAAUGACAAGGCUGUUCAAGUUCGUCACCAACUGUUCCAUCAGUUCAUCAUAAACCCUAAACAAGAGACUAAAUAUACAGUGCCUUGCAAAGGUAUUCAGACACCUAGGAUUUCUUCACUUGUUUUGUGUUACAAAAUGGGAUUGGAUUUAAUUGUCAUUUUUUUUGUCAACAAUAUACACAACAUACUCUGUCAAAGUGGAAGAAACAAUGACUUACAUUUUUUUUUCUUUAACAUUAACAAUAUAAAAUAAUAAAAUAUAGUCGUUGCAUAAGUAUUCAGCCUCGUUCAGGAGUCAAAUUUGGUUUAACAAAUCACAUAAAAAGUUACCGUGAGGUCCCUUACAGACAAACCACAUGUUUCACAUGUCACGUGGAAUCAUUUGGAUCACAUAUGGAUUCACAUAUGGAUUCACAUAUGGAUUCACAUAUGGAUUCACAUUUUCACGUGAGAUUUCACAUGUGAUGCCCUGCAAACCAAAAUGGGUCGUUAUAAUACACACACAGCGCUUUUAACUUACAUUAACUUACAACAUUUGAGCACGUGAAAACCCAGCUGUCAAAUGUCAUUUAGAAUAUUUUACUUUUGAAGUGCAUCAUUUACAUGAAUUUUCAAGUUAAACAGUCACAGUCCGCUGCAGGUUUUAUCUAGUUCCCGGUUUGUUCCAGGGACAUCCCCAAGGACAUUCUUAGAACAUUGUGUCACGGUCCCCUGGAGGUUUUAUCUAGUUCCCGGUUUGUUCCAGGGACAUCCCCAAGGACAUUCUCAGAACAUUGUGUCACGGUCCCCUGGAGGUUUUAUCUAGUUCCCGGGUGUGUUCCAGGGACAUCCACAAGGACAUUCUUAGAACAUUGUGUCACAGUCCCCUGAAGGUUUUUGUCUAGUCGCAGUGAUCGUGUGUUCACGUGAAAUUCAUGUGUUUUUUUCCCAUAAGGGGUCCACCAGUCAAGUAUUGAAUUUCAAGCACAGAUUCAACAACAAAGACCAGGGAGCUUUUCAAACGGGUAGUGAUUAGUAGACGGGUAACAAUAUUGAAUCAGACAUUGAAUAUCUAUUUCAAGUAUGACCUAGUUAAUAAUAAUUAUGCCGUGUGUUAUGCAUUUAACCACUCAGACACCUAAAAAAAAAUAGCCAUCCUUCUGAACUGAGUUGCAGGACAGGAAUGGGACUGCUCAGGGAUGUUAAGGGGGGCAUUGGUGAUUUUUAAAGAGCUACAGAGCUCAGUGGCUGCGAUGGGAGAGAACUGAGGGUGGAUCAACAACAUUGUAGUGACUCCACAAUAAGGACCUAAAUGACAGAGUCAUAAUAAGAACACAAAUAUACAAAAUAUUCCAAAACAUGCAUUUUGUAUGCAACAAGACACUAAAGUAAUACAGAGAAAAAAAAGUGGCAAAGGAAUACAUGUUUGGGGCAAACACAUCACUGAGUAACUGCCUCCUUAUUUUCAAGCAUGGUGUGGCUGCAUCAUGGUAUAGGUAUGAUUUAACAUGUGAAAGUACUGGGUUUUUCAGGAUAAAAUUAAAUGGGAUCAGCACAAGGAAAAUCCUAGAGCAAAAUCUGCUUCAGUCUGCUUUACACCAGACACAUUGGAAGAGGAAUUCACCUUUCAGCAGGACCAAUAACCUACAACACAAGGCCAAAUCUACACUGGAGUUGCUUACCAAGAAGACAGUGAAUGUUCCUAAGUGGCAGAGUUAGUAUUCCAAGCAGAUCUAAAUCAAAACUAUGGCAAGACUAGAAAAUUUGCUCUCAGGCCAUGACCCCCAAAAUUGACUGAGCUUGAAGAAUUUUUAAAAGAAUAAUAGGCAACUAUUACACAAUCCAGGUGUGCAAAGCUCUUAGAGACUUACCCAAGAAGACUUACCCGUAAUGAUUGCUGCCAAAGGUGUU